UCGGCGAUCGAUUGUCCCGUUUCGAAGCUGUCAAAACGCAACAUUGGCAGCUCGGUGGCGCAAGGUAGCGAGAAUGAGCUCGCUCUGGUGGUACUGCUACUUGAUCGCGUUCAGUUUGCUUGCAUGGCUGGUGGACAGCCGGCGGGAGGCCAAAUUUAACUGCACGCUAACGGCCAACUACUACGACUGCCUGUUCCGGGAUGUGGUGAUCCGGAGCGAACCGGAAGCGGACAGCAUCUUCUUCGGGGUGCAAAACUUCAACGACACCAGCAUCGCGUUCCGCGACUCGUCGAUGGUGGUGCUGCCGAAGAAGAUCUUCGAGACGUUUCCCGCCAUCCAGUACCUGUCGAGCGAUGCGUGCCACAUCCAGAAGCUGCUCGGCGGCACGUUCGCCAACGCGCAGCGCCUGCAGGAGCUGCACCUGUACGACAAUCGCAUCAGCCGGCUGACCAACUUCGUCUUCAACGGGGCGCUCCAGCUGGAGAUCCUGUCGCUGUACAACAACACGAUCAAGCAGCUCGACGAGCACGCUUUCGACGGGCUCGGCCACCUGCGGUUGCUCUACAUGGACGAGAACCAGAUCGAGAAGCUGCCGGAGGGGCUGUUCUCGGGCCUGGAGGAGCUCCAGAUACUGGAGCUGCAGCACAAUCGCAUCAAGGAGAUCGGCGACGAUCAGUUCGUGCUGUGCCCGAUGCUGCGCGAACUCAACCUGAGCGCCAACAUGGUAAGCACGUUCAACAUGACGCAGCUCGCAUCCCUGAACAAGCUCGAAACGCUGGACAUUGCCCGCAACUACCUGGACGAGGUGUUCAUCACGAAGUACGUGCGAACGCUGAACGCCCAGGAGAACCAGAUCAAUCGCAUCGUGAUGGAUCAGGGCGACUUUUUCCAGCUGACCCACCUCAACCUCUCGCGCAACAACAUCGCCAACAUCAACAACAUCUUCAAGCUGCGCAACCUGAUCGAGCUGGACGUUUCGUACAACGAGCUGGUGACGCUCGACUUCGUCAUCUUCGCGUUCAUGAAGAACCUGAAGGACAUCAAGCUGAACAACAAUCGGCUGUGGAUCCUCGACAACGGGAUCCCGUCGCCGGCCAAGUCGCUGCGCAGCCUGAACCUGGCCCACAACAAGUUUCUGUAUCUGGACCUGGCCGUCCUCGAGACGUUUCCCGCCCUGGAGUACAUCUACCUGCACGGUAACGAUCUGAUCGACAUGACGCUCGAGGAGAUCGAGCAGCACUUUCCGUACCUGACGCUCGUUUCGUGCGACAACAACGACUGGGACUGCAUCAACUUGAUGCACAUCGUGACGCUGCUCGAACGGGCGUACAUCAAGUGGUCGAACGGGAACCGGAACUGCACCCGGCCCGAGCAGCACCGGCUCAUCUGCUGCACCACGGCCGAGCACCAUCUGCGCGAGAAGAUCGUCCGGUUGACGCGUGAGAUUUACCGGUCGCGCAAGAUGAUCAAGCAGCUCAUCAUGGAGAACGCCGAGCUACGCAGCGAGGUCGAGAUGCAGUACCUGCCCGGUGACGGUGGCCACGGAGUCUCGGGUCCACCGCUCGAGCGGCCGGCCGGACAGUUUUCGCCGAACCAUCGCCCCGGACGGAGAGUGUGCCAUGUCGACGCACCCGCGAGUGUAGAGCGAGCGAUGGUGACCAGGGACGGUGGCGGGGACCGGUGGCCGCUACUGUGGUUGGCCGUCUUCACGCUGAAGCUAUCGCUCGGCCCGGCCUUCGGCGAGAUCGUGAUCUGCAACUACGAACAGUUCCACCUCUUCGACAGCAUGUACCGGCCGCGGACCGACAACUUCUGCGUGUUCUCGGACGUGUACCUCGGCCAGGACGUGCGCGGGGCCGACUUUCUGGCCAGCAGCCUCGACUACAAGCGUGUCGCGUUCACAAACUCCAAGUUUGCGCAGGUUCCACCGUCGCUGUUCAAGAACUUUGACGACAUCCGGGAACUGUACGUACGCCGGUGUUCCGUCGAAACGCUCAAAGUGACUCGCCAGCUGGAGAAGGUGUUUGCCGGCAGCAACCGGAUCGCGUCGGUCCAGCUCGAUGGGAAUAGCUCCAACAGUCUGCGGGAGCUGUACCUGGACGGGAACCGGUUGCGGGCGUUGGCCAACCUGACGCACCUGCCCAACCUGGAGGUGCUGGUGCUCGAGAACAACCCGCUGCUGGGCGAUGUGGAUUUUACGCAGUUCGCCCGCAUGGAGCACCUGUGGAAGCUGGAUCUCGAGCGGAUCGGUAUGCGCACGGUCCGCAAUGGAUUGCAGCGCCCUCUGGAGGCACUCCGGCGGCUCGAUCUGUCCAACAACGAGCUGACGUACGUGCACGUCCGCAUGUUCCGGACGUUCCCGCGGCUCGAGCACCUGUGGCUACACGGGAACCAGCUGUACUUUCUGGAGGCGGACCAACUCCCGACCGUGAUGCCGGCGGUGCGGAGCAUCGUCAUCGACGACAACUACUGGGGCUGUGGCCAUCUGGCCGUGCUGGGGAAGCAACUCCGCGACCGGGGCAUCAUCAUCCGGCACGGUGAGUGCCGGACCCGGGCCGUCCAUCGGGUCUGCUGCUCGGACGUCACGGACGUCGUGGACUUCCGGUACAUCAUCGAGAUGGGUAUCCGGCGUGAGGAACGCCUCGAGCAGGACAUGAGCGAACUGCGGACCGUGGCUGGGUUGCUACGGCAAGAUCUGGAGCAACUCCGUCACCAGCUGGCCGAGUUGAGCGGUAACCUUACGGAGCCGGCCGUGGAGGUCACCACCAGCCAGGAGUCGGCCGAGUCGGGCGGCUCAAGCGUUUCGGCCGAGGAGGACUACGAAGACCAGGACGAUCGGAGGGGCGUAUGCGCUUAUCGUCGGGAAACCCCAGCGCUGUCGAGAUGUCGGAACAGUCCGCAACUCGAUCCCGUUCCCAGUGGGCUCAGUUUCUACUUUCCGAUCGUGCAAAGUGGUUCAAUUCCUGCAAGCAUGGUGCCGCUAGGCAUCCUUCUGCUGAGUAUACUCUUGGCCGGAUCACCGAUCGUCGUCGAGUGUCAAUACGGCAGGGCCGGUGGGUAUCGGCAGUCACAGCCCGCUCCAGCCGGGCAUUAUGGCGCGUCCGGAGGGUAUCAGACCGAGCGGUUCUACUGCAUGGAGAAUAAUGACGACUAUGACUGUAUAUUUAAGAACGUCCACACGGCACGUCCACACCAAUCGGGUGCAACGUCGUACGCCUUCGGUAGUGGUAACGUUUCCUCGCACGCCCGGCUGGCAUUCCGUGAUUCGACGCUCCGAUUCCUCCCCAAAACGCUGCUGGAUUCGUUCCCCUACGUAGAGGUGCUGAAUUUGGAAAGCUUGCAGAUGGAUUCCAUCGAGCCGAGAGCCUUCCAGCACGGGGAGUACCUUAGGAAGCUGUUCAUGAGCCACAACCAUCUCACGGUGCUGGAUGCGGGAAUUUUCGAUCACCUGAGCUCGCUCCAGCUGCUCGUGAUGGAUAGAAACGAGCUGGCGCGACUGCCAGCGGGCGUGUUCGAUUAUCUGGCCAACCUUACCAUGCUCUCGAUGUCGAAUAAUAAGCUGCUGCGAAUCGAGGACGCCACCUUCCGGUAUGUGCGGGGUCUGGAGUACCUGAACGUGUCGAGCAACCAGAUCGAAUACUUCAAUCCGAGCCAGAUCGUGAACGCGUCCGAUAUCGAUGUUAGCUUCAACCUGCUGACCCAUCUGAAUGUCCCGGCCUGGCUGACGUCUCUCUACGCGCAGAACAAUCGCAUCCAAACGGUGCUCGGACAGAGCAGGGUGCUCGAGGUACUCCAGCUGUCACACAACAAUCUGUCCGAUCUGGAGUGGCUGCCACGGUUUCCGGGCCUCCAGCAGCUCGAUCUGUCCCACAACGAGUUGGAGGAGGUGAAAGCGAUUCACUUUAGGGGCCUCACGAACCUGCAGAUACUGCUGCUGGACAACAAUCGGUUGUUUACGCUCGACGUCAACUCGGACUCGCUGGGCAAGCUCAAGGUACUCGAUCUGUCCCACAACCAGCUGGUGUACGUGGAGAAAAAUGAGCCACUGUUCACGAAGCUGCAAGAACUGUACCUUCACCAGAACGCCAUCGUGUCGCUGAAGCUGAAAGCCGGUCAUGGCAUAGCGAACAUUAGUUUGUCCCGCAACGAUUGGGAUUGCAAGAACCUCCGUACCCUGAUACCGCUUCUGUCGGCCACGACGGUCGGUGCCGAUGAGGAGGGUCACUGCAAACCCCAGUACAUCUCCGAGCGUGUGCAGGGUGUGCAGAUUUGCUGCAAAGAGAGCAGCACGCCCUACAUCGACCGGCUGAUGGAGCAGAUCCGACUGACCAGCGUGUUUGAGAAGAACAAGCGGACGAACGAUCGGUGCAGCGUUGAGAGCGAUCUGUUGAACAUGGUCAAAAGCCUGGACAGCGAGAUGAAGCAAAACAGCCACAUUUUGACCACGUCUUCCGCCAAGCAGCUGGAAGCGAUGAAAAGCGACGUCGCAGCGCUCCGGCAGGCGGUGUCCGACACGGAUCGUGUCCUGGAGGACCUGCGGGAAGCGGUCAACCAAAACCUGCGCCGCUUCAAUGUGCCGCGCGAAGGGUUCGAUUCGCUCGAAACACUCAUCGGAAAGCUGCUGCGGAAGCUGAGCGAUCGCAACCGGUACUGGGAAAGCCAAGCCACCGGGGCCUGGGCGGACACAGAGGCCAAAAAGGCCGAAAUGGAGGAGCUGAAACAGCUGAUUGACGCCAAGGCGGUCGAUAACGUGGGCAAGAGAGGUCAGCUGGACAAGCUGAAGAAGAACAUACAGGACAAAAAGAAAGAAUGUCAAAAGCUGGAGAGUAGCAUCCAGAGAAAUGCACAUGCCCAGCGGAACCACAAGUAGGGGGCUAGAAAUACUCGAACUGGGGUUUCGACAUUGGGUUUUUGGGUUUUGAACUUCGAAAUGAAUCGCGAAUCGUAAUAAAAGCGAACGAACAACAAGCGA
This is a messenger RNA of Anopheles bellator, 4972 nucleotides long. RefSeq lists its product as uncharacterized. Lineage: Eukaryota; Metazoa; Arthropoda; Insecta; Diptera; Culicidae. Gene Ontology annotation, molecular function: protein binding. The transcript has 5 exons. The coding region runs from base 74 to 4870 and encodes 1598 amino acids. The record is from RefSeq and is a predicted model, not a curated record. Gene Ontology annotation, cellular component: extracellular matrix.